Messenger RNA from Gossypium arboreum, 955 nucleotides. Its product is annotated as WAT1-related protein At5g40240-like. The coding region runs from base 1 to 837 and encodes 278 amino acids. Gene Ontology annotation, molecular function: transmembrane transporter activity. Gene Ontology annotation, cellular component: plasma membrane. Lineage: Eukaryota; Viridiplantae; Streptophyta; Magnoliopsida; Malvales; Malvaceae. The record is from RefSeq and is a predicted model, not a curated record. The transcript is spliced from 6 exons.
AUGAAUGCAGAUCAUCACAAGAAUCGUGACGAAAAGAGAUAUAUGACAAACAAAUCCAAGGCACAUAAGGCAUGCAGGCAUUUAAGACAAGCAUGUGCAUACCAUGAUGACAUCAUGCAUGAUAUAUGCAGGUACUCCAGCAGAGCGAGAGGUUUUGAUGAUAUUUAUACUGGAUCAAGGAAAAAGACCCCUGAAGUUCCACCAGAUGAUAUGAUUUGGAAAAAAUUGCUUCUUCCAUUGGAAUUCCCUCUUAUCUCCAGAAUUUGCCUUCUUGGGCUUCUUGGGUUUUCAGGUCAAGUAUGUGCUUAUAAAGGUUUAGAACUUGGGUCCACAACUCUUGCUUCAGCCAUCAGCAAUCUUGCACCAGCUUUCACCUUCAUACUUGCUGUCCUCUUCAGAUAUAUAUACCCAGAAGAGAUUACUGUGAAUGUGUAUUACAACAUGUCAGUGGCCAUUAUAGCUCUAGCAGCAUGCUUAAUAAAAGAACAGAACUUGAGUUCUUGGACAUUACAUCCUAGCAUAUCAGUUGUUUCGGUCCUAUACUCGGGACUUUUCGGGUUCCCAUUCAGCUCCGGUGUUCAUAAAUGGGGCCUACGCGUGAAGGGGCCUGUUUUCGUUGCAAUUUUCCGACCAACUUCCAUUGUCAUUGCAGUUAUUAUGAGUGCCAUUUUCCUUGGUGAAGCAGUGUAUCUUGGAAGUGUCAUUGGAGGGGUGAUCUUAACUAUUGGUCUUUAUUCUGUACUAUGGGGAAAAGCAAAAGAAGAAAUGAAAGAUGAUGGCUCUGGUUUAAGCACCAAAGACCCUUUGCUGAAAUCCCAAAAUGUUGAAGAAAAUUAGAAUAAAUGUUCUCAAAAAGAAAAAGAGUAGCUGGUUAAUGUAGUUCAUGUUGUUUCAAUAGGUUCGGAAGCGUGUAAAUUAUUGUACUAAAAAAUCACACAAAGUUCAAUUCCCAGGG